Messenger RNA from Dipodomys spectabilis (banner-tailed kangaroo rat), 3570 nucleotides. It is a transcript of the gene Gli1, whose product is annotated as GLI family zinc finger 1. Gene Ontology annotation, cellular component: nucleus. The coding region runs from base 92 to 3415 and encodes 1107 amino acids. The record is from RefSeq and is a predicted model, not a curated record. Lineage: Eukaryota; Metazoa; Chordata; Mammalia; Rodentia; Heteromyidae. Gene Ontology annotation, biological process: regulation of transcription by RNA polymerase II; smoothened signaling pathway. Gene Ontology annotation, molecular function: DNA-binding transcription factor activity, RNA polymerase II-specific; RNA polymerase II cis-regulatory region sequence-specific DNA binding. The transcript is spliced from 12 exons.
UGGGAUGGCCGGCUGAGGGUCUGCGUGGUAAAGAGGGAACUCCAGAUCUACCUUCCCCUUCUGCAGUGUCCCCACUUCCAUCUAAAACACCAUGUUCAACUCGAUGACUCCACCACCAGUCAGUAGCUAUGGCGAGCCAUGCUGUCUCCGACCUCUUCCCAGCCAAGGGGUCCCCAGUAUGGGAACAGAAGGACCGUCUGGUCUGCCCUUCUGCCACCAAGCCAAUCUUAUGCCAGGCCCUCACAGUUAUGGACCUGCCAGAGAGACCAAUAACUGCAUCGAGGGACCACUCUUUCCUCCCCCCCGGAAUGCUGUCAAGUUGACCAAGAAGCGAGCACUCUCCAUCUCACCCCUGUCGGAUGCCAGCUUGGACCUCCAGACAGUUAUCCGCACCUCACCCAGCUCCCUUGUGGCCUUUAUCAACUCACGCUGCACAUCUCCAGGAGGCUCCUAUGGCCAUCUCUCCAUUGGCACUAUGAGCCCAUCUCUGGGAUUUCCAACUCAAGUGAAUCACCAAAAGGGGACCUCACCUUCCUUUGGGGUCCAGCCCUGUGGUCCUCAUGACUCUACCCGGAGUGGGAUGAUGCCGCACCCUCAGACCAGGGGGCCCCUCCCAACUUGCCAGCUGAAGUCAGAGCUGGACAUGCUGGUUAACAAGUGCCCGGAGGAACCCUUGGAAGGUGAUAUGUCCAGCCCCAACUCCACAGGUACACAGGAUCACCUGUUGGGGUUGCUGGAUGGGCGAGAGGACCUGGAGAGAGAAGAGAAACCUGAGCCUGAGUCUGUGUAUGAGACUGACUGCCGCUGGGAUGGCUGCAGCCAGGAAUUCGACUCCCAGGAGCAGCUGGUGCACCACAUCAACAGCGAGCACAUCCAUGGGGAGCGAAAGGAGUUUGUGUGCCAUUGGGGGGGCUGCUCCAGGGAGCUGAGACCAUUCAAAGCCCAGUACAUGCUGGUGGUGCACAUGCGCAGACACACAGGAGAAAAGCCACACAAGUGCACGUUUGAGGGGUGUCGGAAGUCAUACUCACGCCUGGAAAACCUGAAGACGCACCUGCGAUCACACACUGGUGAGAAGCCAUACAUGUGUGAGCACGAAGGCUGCAGCAAAGCCUUCAGCAAUGCCAGUGACCGUGCCAAGCACCAGAACCGGACCCACUCCAAUGAGAAGCCAUAUGUGUGCAAACUCCCUGGCUGCACCAAACGCUACACUGAUCCCAGCUCACUCCGCAAACACGUCAAGACGGUGCAUGGUCCUGAUGCUCAUGUGACGAAGCGGCAUCGAGGGGAUGGCCCCUUACCCCGGGCACCCACUCUCUCCACAGCAGAGCCCAAGAGGGAGCGAGAAGGAGGCCCCAUUGGGGGAGAGAACAGACUGACCGUGCCUGAAGGUGCCAUGAAGCCGCAGCCAAGCCCUGGGGCACAGUCUUCCUGCAGCAGUGAUCAUUCCCCAGCAGGCAGCGCAGCCAAUACAGACAGCGGUGUGGAAAUGACUGGCAAUACAGGGGGUAGCACCGAGGACCUGUCCAGCUUGGAUGAGGGGCCUUGCAUUGCCGGCACUGGAUUAUCCACUCUUCGUCGUCUUGAGAACCUCAGGCUGGACCAGCUGCAUCAGCUCCGGCCAUUAGGGCCUCGUGGUCUCAAACUGCCCAGCUUGACCCACACUGGCACCCCUGUGUCUCGUCGUCUGGGCCCCCCAGUUUCUCUUGACCACCGCAGCAGCAGCUCCAGUAGCAUGAGCUCUGCAUAUACUGUUAGUCGCCGCUCCUCUCUGGCUUCCCCUUUCCCCCCUGGCUCCCCACCAGAGAAUGGAACAUCCUCCCUGCCUGGCCUGACACCUGCCCAGCACUAUCUGCUUCGGGCAAGAUACUCUUCAGCCAGAGGGGGUGGUACACCACCCACUGCAGCACCCAGUCUGGAUCGGAUGGGAGGUCUUCCUGUACCUCCUUGGAGAAGCCGAGCUGAGUACCCAGGAUACAAUCCCAAUGCAGGGGUCACCCGGAGGGCCAGUGACCCAGCCCGGGCUGCUGAUCAUCCUGCUCCAGUUAGAGUCCAGCGGUUCAAGAGCCUGGGCUGUGUCCACACCCCUCCUAUUGGGGCAACUGGAGGACGGAACUUCGAUCCCCACCUCCCAACUUCUGUCUACUCACCACAGCCUCCCAGCAUCAAUGAGAAUGUUGCAAUGGAUACUAGAGGGUUACGGGAAGAGCCAGAGGUUGGCACUUCCAUGAUGGGCAGUGGUCUGAACCCAUAUAUGGACUUCUCAUCUGCUGAUGCUCUGGGAUAUGGUGGACCUGAAGGAGCAGCAGCUGAGCCUUAUGGAGCUAGAGGUCCAGGUUCCCUGCCCCUUGGUUCUGGCCCACCGACCAACUAUGGCCCCAGCCCUUGUCCCCAACAGGUCUCUUAUCCUGACCCCACUACAGACUCAUGGGGUGAGCUUCCUUCCCACUCUGGGCCUUACCCAGGCACCAAGACUCCAAGUGGAACCUAUAGUCACUGCCCUCGACUUGAACAUUAUGGACAAGUGCAGGUCAAGCCAGAACAAGGGUGCCCAGUGGGGUCUGACUCCACAGGACUGGCAGCCUGCCUCAAUGCCCACCCCAGUGAGGGCUCCCCAUGCUCUCAGCCUCCAUUUUCCCACUAUCCCCAGCCCCCUCCUCCCCAAUAUCCCCAAUCAGGUCUCUAUCCCCAACCAUCCCCUGAUUAUCUGCCUUCAGAACCCAGGUUAAGCCUAGAUUUUGAUUCCCCCUCUCAUUCUACAGGGCAGCUCAAGGCUCAACUUGUCUGUAAUUAUGUUCAAUCCCAGCAAGAGCUACUGUGGGAGGGUGGGGGCCGAGGAGAGGCCCCAAUCCAGGAACCUCCCUACCAGAGUCAUAAAUUUCUGGGGGGUUCCCAAGUUACCCCAAGCGCUACCAAAGCCCCAAUGGCCACAUAUGGACCUGACUUCGCACCCAACUUGCCCAAUCAUAAGGUAGGCUCCUACCCGACCUCUUCGCCAUGCCAUGAAAAUUUUACAGUGGGAACAAACAGGGUUUCUCAACACAGGGCAGCGGCACCGCCUCGGCUUCUGCCUCCAUUGCCCACUUGCUAUGGACCCCUUAAAGCAGGAGGCACCAACCCUAGCUGUGGCCAUCCUGACGUGGGCAGGCUGGGAGGGGGUCCUGCCUUAUACCCUCCUCCUGAAGGGCAAGUAUGUAACCCUCUGGACUCUCUUGAUCUUGACAACACUCAGCUGGACUUUGUGGCUAUUCUGGAUGAGGCCCAGGGACUGAGUCCUCCUCCUUCCCACGAUCAGGAAGGUAGCUCAGAACAUACCCCACCUCCCUCUGGGCCUCCUAACAUGGCUGUGGGUAACAUGAGUGUCUUGCUGGGAUCCCUACCAGGAGAGACACAAUUCCUCAAUUCUAGUGCCUAAAGGGUUGUGCGUCUAUCCAUCAGAUUGUGCUUCCUAAGAGGCUCCCAUCCUUCCAGAGGAGAAGGGUGGAGGGCCACAGCCCCCUGAGUAAGAUGCCCAUGGCUGGGAGGGAUGGGCUGGGGGCUGUGUUUAGUCUGUGUAUGUUAGGGGAGGGA